Fulvia fulva is the source of this 2853-nucleotide messenger RNA. RefSeq lists its product as uncharacterized. NCBI's taxonomy places the organism in Eukaryota, Fungi, Ascomycota, Dothideomycetes, Mycosphaerellales, Mycosphaerellaceae. Bases 1 to 2853 code for a protein of 950 amino acids. The record is from RefSeq and is a predicted model, not a curated record. The transcript has 2 exons. Gene Ontology annotation, molecular function: ubiquitin protein ligase activity. Gene Ontology annotation, biological process: protein ubiquitination; ubiquitin-dependent protein catabolic process.
AUGGAGACAGCAAACAACUCUUCCGUGAUCCCCUCCAUGCAGGACUUGUUCCUGGUGCUGCCUAGGCUGGCGCAGAGGGCGGGAUCGUUCGGAGUCGGGCUGUUCCACAUGCCAGAAGCCAUGGAGGGCAUCGCUGGCAAGAUCAUGAACGGAGGCAGUAUCAUAGCAGACGCGACAGGGCAGCACACGACAGCGAACUCGACCAUCACGAACACAAGCAUUGCAUUCGCCCAGAACACAGCAUCCACCCUUGAGUCAACGAUAAGAGGAGCGUGGAGAAACGCAGUAGAAGAGGAAUCUACAUCGAUUUUCAUGAGCAUAGCACAGGGCGUUGGGAAGUUGAAGCAGUUUGGUGGCAUAUUUUCAUACUUGACUUCGAAAUGGGCUCUGACUACCUUUACUGUCGCAAUCAUCCUCAACCGCACACAAUUCUAUGCGUCCACGCGCGAGACUCUUCGACUACGAUUUCACCUGCGCCUCGUCCUGUACUCGAUACCCAUCAUGCUAUUCCUGACGCAGCUGGUGACCAUCUUGCAAGCCAUGAGAUGUCAGACCUCACCGGACUUUCCACAGCUGCGAUAUGGUGACCCACUCAAACAGCUAUCGAUCGACUUUGCUGGCGAAGGCGGCUUCCUCUAUGAUCUAAACACCAAACUACUGUUUUGGCAGGACGAUGCAAGCUGCUGCAAUGCAAGAAGAAUGUCACUGGUGGGCAUGGACGACGAUAGGAGCGGCCUUCGUGGCUCAAUGUCACUUCUGUACUGCUUCUUCCUCGCCCUGUGCACGAGCCAGUUCUUCGAAACUCUGACUUGUGCGCUGCAAGGCAAACAGCCAAUGCCUGAGACUGGCAUGACCAUCUUUGAACACUCUCUGGCCUUUGCAGAAUGCGAAGCCAUGAUCAGCAGCGCACUUGGAUUCGGCUUUUUCGGACUGAAGAGCGCUGAUGGCUCAGGAUCGUCAACAGAGAACUCGGGCCCACUAAUCAUGAGAUCAGAACUUCUGCAGAGGCUCAACGUGCCUCCGGAAGUGCUCCUGGUAUGCCUGAUAUCCUGCUUCAGCCACCUCUCCAGUGCUUUCCUGGCGACUUUAAACAUCAGACACCGAGUGCGGCUUGUCAACACCGCUAUCUGGGCGUGUUGUUACAUGGCAGCGUUUUUCUGGAGCUUCAGCAAGAUCUGGUACGGUCCCUUGGACCAUGUUGCCGAUCUUGGAGUGUUACGCUUCCCGACUGUCUGCGUCGUCGGCUUCAUCCCGCACCUACUCAUAUUGAUUGGCAUAGUUAUAUGCUCAGUCAUCUACGGCAUAGCAAUUCUCAUCACCGCACUUUCAAUACCACCAGAUGCCGCGGAAGGCCUGUCAAUCAAGCAGCGAUUUGCUUGGGCAUUCAACAACUUGCAGGCCAAUGUCCAGUUCUCGUCGAACCCAUCCAUUCGGAUUAAGAUGUCCGAGGACUUCUACACGACUUUGUUGAAGAUUGGCUUCAAUGUGUUGACAGCUGCUAGUGAAGCGGUUUAUCUCAAUGAAGGCAGCCGCGUGCACAUAGCACAGAUGACAUGGCUGGAGCAGAAGCGUAUUGAUGAGAUUUCAGCCUCUAUGCAAGCACGAAAGGCGCCUGCAGUGCCGUCUGAAUUGCUGGGCGACGGCAUUGCCAGAGGAGUUGGUUACAUUGACCACCAGAAUGUCGCGAUUGGGCAGUCACCAUACGCACGAGAACGCAAAUCAAAGCCAACGAAGAAGCCGGAUGGAGAGCGACCAGCUGGAGCAGACUUGGACAGUGGUCUCGGAUUGUCACAGAGGCGAAGCCGCAUGCAGUUGACCUUCGACUUCAUCUCAGGUAUAUCCUGGCUUGUGAUUGGUCUUCAAGCACAGCUUGCGCUCAACAUGCUACACAAGCUAGGCAUUGAGCACAGGCCGGCAUGGCUUCUCAAGGCUGCGGGCAUCGUCGAACGACAACGGAAACCAUCUGCGCAUGACCGCCCGCGGAAGUCUGACAUGCUGGACUUCUACGUCUUGGAUGCCAAGGGCAAUCCCGUGAUUCCUCGUGUCGAAGACCUCGACGUAGAAUCGGAGAUGAGAAGAAGAGCUCAACAUUCAAAAAGCCCUCGAGGUCUGGCGGGCGUUGACGAUGAACUGUACAACUGGUGGCGACGUGGUGGCCGCUUUGGCGAUAUCGAUCAAAGCGGCGACUACGCUGCUUCAACGGCUAGUCAAGACGAUGACCUGACGAGUGUCAUCUCCGUGUCCACCAAUGCGAGCGAGAUCGAUGAGCAAGAAGAUAGCGGGCGAAGAACACCAACUCAGCGGGAUCCAUACGCCGACUGGUUGAGUCGAGAGGGCACGCCUGCAACAUCAGAUGCAGGUAUUGACCUGAGCAUCCUGUCGCGCCUUCUCAAUCCGCAGUCCUCUGACGACCGCGCAGAAGCAAGACUGCUCUCCCACACCCUGCAAUCGAACCGCCCGUUGACACGAAGUCAGUAUCGACGCACAACAGACCGACAACGCGGCGAACUCCUCAACGGCCUUCGCUCCGCCUCAAAAGCAUCUGCAUCAUCACCUUCCAUCACCCCCGAAGACGAAGAAGCAGACCUCGAGAACUUCAUCAUCGGCCAGCGCCAAAAGUCCAAAGCUCGAGCGCAGAAGUCCGGGACUUGGGAGUCUGGCGCGGAAGGCAUGGGAGAAGGUGGACCACAGUGUGUGGUCUGCCAGAGUACGCCGCGGACGAUCCUGGUGUGGCCUUGCGGCUGUUUGAGUAUGUGUGAUGACUGCAGAGUUGGGCUUGCGGCGAGAAACUACACCAAGUGCAUUUGCUGUCGGACGGAUAUCGCGGCGUACUCGAGGUUGUAUGUACCUUAG